GCAACGGUAGCUAGCUAGCGGCGGGGAGAGUGGCGAUAGGCCAUGUCUGGUCCAGCGGAUGAGACGGCUGGAGACCUGCCUGUGAAAGAUAUAGGCCUAAACCUCUUUGGAAUGGGCGGGUUACAAGAAACGUCAGUAUGGACAGCCAAGUCUCGUCAAGCAGUAUCACGUAUCAGUCGUGAAGAACUGGAAGACAAGUUUUUACGUUUGCAUGAUGAAAACACAUUACUUAAACAGCAUGCCCGCAAGCAAGAGGAUAAAAUUAAAAGAAUGGCCACCAAGUUAAUACGGCUAGUUAAUGACAAGAAAAGAUAUGAACGGGCUGGUGGCGGCCCCAAGCGGCUGGGACGAGACGUGGAAAUGGAAGAAAUGAUUGAACGACUGCAAGAGAAAGUUCAUGAGCUUGAAAGACAAAAUGAAGUGCUCAAAAACCGACUGAUUUCAGCCAAACAGCAACUUCAAAUCCAAGGUCACAGACAAACUCCCUAUAAUUAUGUGCAAUCCCGUAUUAACACCGGGCGUAGAAAAGCAAGUGAAAGUGCAGGCUUCCAGGAAUGUCCCAGGAAAGGUAAUAAAGUCCAAGGUGGAGACAUAGCAGAAACUCUACACUCGGUGCCUACAAAAUAUAGCAGCAAUUUACUUGAAGAGGCCAAAGGAGAAAUAAGAAAUUUAGAAAAUGUUAUCCAGUCACAGAGAGGCCAGAUAGAAGAGUUAGAGCACUUGGCUGAGAUCCUGAAAACUCAGUUGAGGAGAAAAGAAAAUGAAAUUGAGUUAUCUCUUCUUCAACUUCGAGAGCAGCAGGCUACAGAUCAAAGGUCAAAUAUUCGGGACAAUGUAGAAAUGAUUAAGCUACAUAAGCAACUCGUGGAAAAAAGCAAUGCUCUUUCAGUUAUGGAAGGAAAAUUUAUUCAGCUUCAAGAGAAGCAAAAAACUCUGAGGAUCAGCCACGAUGCCCUCAUGGCCAAUGGAGACGAGCUGAACAAGCAGCUUAAAGAGCAACAUUUAAAAUGCUGCAGCCUGGAGCAGCAGCUGCACGCCAAGACGUUUUCUGAAAGGAGAAUCGAGGAGCUGCAGGAUAGAAUUACCGAUUUAGAAAAGGAACGGGAAUUGUUAAAGGAAAACUAUGAUAAACUUUAUAACAGUGCCUUCAGUGCUGCCCAGGAGGAGCAAUGGAAGUUAAAGGAACAGCAGCUGAAAGUGCAGGUCGCCCAACUCGAGACCGCCUUAAAGUCUGACCUAACCGACAAAACUGAAAUCCUUGACAGAUUAAAAAGUGAAAGAGACCAGAAUGAAAAGCUUGUUCAAGAAAAUAGAGAACUACAGUUACAGUGUCUUGAACAGAAGCAACAACUUGAUGAACUUAAAAACCGCAUGAAGUUUUACAACCAGGAGAGUGAUAUUAAUGCUGAUGAAUUGAGUGAAGCUCUCCUGCUUAUAAAGGCUCAAAAAGCACAAAAAAAUGGAGACCUGUCCUUCCUCGAGACAAUAGACAGUAAAAUUAUUAAAGACCGAGAGCACGGCAUGAGAGAACUGCAGGCAACUCACGCAGAGACAAUACAGGAACUGGAAAAGACAAGAAACAUGCUGAUUAUGCAACAUAAAAUUAAUAAAGAUUAUCAGAUGGAAGUUGAGGCGGUGACCCAGAAGAUGGAAAAUUUGCAGCAAGAUUAUGAACUCAAAGUAGAACAAUAUGUUCAUCUUCUCGAUAUUAGGGCUGCACGCAUCCAGAAGCUAGAAGCCCAGUUAAAGGAUAUUGCCUAUGGCACCAAGCAAUACAAAUUUAAACCAGAAAUUACGCCCGAUGACUCUGUUGAUGAAUUUGAUGAAACCAUUCAUUUAGAACGAGGAGAAAACCUAUUUGAAAUCCAUAUCAGCAAAGUAACCUUUUCUUCAGAAGCUUUCCAGACCUCUGGGGAUAAAGAGCUUGUCACUUUCUGCACCUAUGCUUUCUAUGAUUUUGAGCUCCAGACAUCUCCUCUAGUGCGGGGCCUCCAACCAGAAUAUAACUUCACUUCUCAGUAUCUCAUUCAUGUUGAUGACUUAUUUUUACAAUACAUCCAGAAGAAUACUAUCACCCUGGAGGUGCACCAAGCUUUCAGCACAGAUUAUGAAACAAUUGCAGCAUGUCAACUGAAGUUCCACGAAAUUCUAGAAAAAAGUGGUAGAAUAUUUUGUACAGCAAGUUUGGUUGGAACUAGAGGAGACAUCUCAAAAUUUGGCACAGUGGAUUAUUGGUUCCGAUUGAAAGUUCCCAUGGAUCAAGCAAUUCGACUUUAUCGAGAACGGGCAAAAGCAUUGGGCUAUUUAACGUCAAAUUUUAAGGGACCAGAGAAAACACAAAUGCUAAGCCGGCAAGCACCCAGAACUGCUGAGCCCAGUUCUUCCGAGUCCACAGAUGGCAACUUAAACGAGCUUCACAUUACAAUAAAAUGUUGCAGCAACCUGCAGUCCAGAGCAAGCCACCGUCAGCCACACCCAUAUGUUGUGUACAAGUUUUUUGAUUUUACAGACCAUGACACAACCAUCAUUCCCAGCAGCAAUGAUCCAGAGUUUGAUGAUCAUAUGUGUUACCCAGUACCAAUGACUAUGGAUUUGGACCGAUACCUUAAGUCAGAGUCUUUGAGUUUUUAUGUAUUUGAUGAUAGUGAUACCCAGGAUAAUAUUUACAUAGGCAAAGUCAAUGUACCUCUGAUUUCAUUGGCACAUGACAGGUGUAUCUCAGGGAUAUUUGAGUUAACGGAUCAUAAAACACGUCCUGCAGGAGCCAUCCAUGUUAUACUGAAAUGGAAAUUUGCUUACCUACCUCCAAGCGGAUCCAUCCUAAUGGAAGACUUAGGAAAAGUCAUACAUAAAGAAGAAUCAGAAGUGACUCCAAGACUACCUCCAGCACCCUCCCUCGCCACACCGGUCGUGGCACCAACACCUAAACCAAGACAACGUUUGAUAAAACCUGUAGAAAAGAAGGUAUCUUUUGUGGAUAUCACACCAAAUCAGAGUUCUGAGAUAUCUGCUCCUCCUGAAGAUAUGAAAAAAAUUUUACCAGAAGUAAAACAUAAACCAGAAACAGAAAUUAAUAUUCCAACUGUCCCACAUAUUCCUAAGGGUUUUGAAGAAAGUAAUGUAAAUAAGGUAAAAGAGAACAGUGAGAAAAUGCAGCAAGGAAAAGAGGAUGAUCUGUCUUUACUAUCAGAAGGUCAGUUUGCAGAACGAAGUUCGACAUCUGAAGAUGAAACAGAAAUAACUGAGGAAUUGGAACAAGAAGCAGACGAAGAAGACAGAUCAGCUUCUGACAGUGACGAGUGUAUUAUUCCGGCACCUGUCUCCAAGAAUAUCCAACCGCCAUCUGAAAAAAUUCGAAUUGAGAUUAUAGCUCUAAGCCUGACUGAUUCUCGAGUGACUGUAGAUGACACUAUUCAACGACUGUUUGUUGAGUGCAGGUUCUACAGUCUUCCUGCCGAAGAAACACCUGUAUCACUUCCAAAGCCCAAGAAUGGACAGUGGGUCUACUAUAACUACAGCUAUGUGAUCUAUGUGGAUAAAGAAAACAACCAAGCAAAGAGGGACAUCUUGAAAGCCGUACUACAAAAACAAGAGAUGCCAAACAGAAGCAUCCGCUUCACCGUGGUCAGUGACCCUCCAGAGGACGAACAGGAUCUGGAGUGUGAGGACAUCGGCAUCGCCAGCGUCGAUCUGGCCGAGAUGUUUCAGAAAGGGAGCGACAUCGUGGAGCAGGAUAUCGAUGUUUUCGAUGCGCGCUCGCACGGAAAAUGCAUUGGCAAACUCAGGAUAACAGUGGACGCCAUCCAUGCCCUUCGGUCCAUCUCCGAGCAGGACAGAGGUGUUUUGGAAGCUUGAAUGAAGCAGCCCUGGGGCAGCCCCUACUCCUGAGUAAAUACUCCUGAAAAGCCUCGCAGAUGAUGUCUUCGUAAUUAUUCCAGUGUAUAUAAUCUAGAGUUCUUAGGAAGUGGGGAGGGGUGGGGCCUACGUUUGACAUGUUCAAGUCUUGGAGACUUUUCGGUUUAUUUUUCUGUUCCUUCCGUCUUGGUGACUGUCACCCCUGCCGGACGUAACUUCUCCAUGAUGGGCAAAACCUCCUCAGUGAUUCACACCUGCACACUAGCCUGGGAAAGCUGCUUGCCUUCUCAACAUUUUCUUAUGAAGAACUAAGAUACAAUUGCCAAUUUUUUUUAUUAUUAUUUUUCACAGUGCUACUUUUUUUUCUUUUUUAAUUUUUAUUAAUGAAUCACCAUGAGGUACAGUUACACACUUAUGAACUUUCAUGAUUGCAUUUUGUUUACAUCCCUCCACCAGUGCCCAUUCACCUCCACCAAUGUUCCCAGUAUCCCUCCCACCCCCCACAACCCCCCACCACCCCACCCUGCCUCUGCAGCAGGGCAUUCCCUUUUCUUCUCUCUCCUGUUGCCAUUUUUAUUUUUAAUAUGCAAAAAAAGCAUACAUCAUAAAAAAAAACAGAGGCACUGUUAUGUAAUCUUGCACUAAAUGGAAUGCCUGUGAUUAGCCUCAUUAAGAGUUUUAUACUGUGAAGAUUUUAUUAGCAGCAAUAUAUGAAAAUUACUUGGAUUAAUGUGUUAAUCUUCCUCUUUAAAAUGCUAAUAUCCAUUUCCCACACAUUAAAGCUCAGUGUGCAUUUCUUUGAUGCAUGCAGUUUCUAUCAAUUAAAUAUAAAGAAUGAGACUUGAUACCAACUUACUACAUUUCUGCCACUUUUUGUUUUUAAAAUGAGAGUUUUUCUACUUGUCUUAUUUUUGUGUAUUUUCAAUGCUCAUAUGGAAUUCAGGGAUAUUGUGCUUUUAUAUAUAGAGAGAGAGAAGUAAUUAAAUAUAUAUACAGAAAUUUUUACUUUGAAUAUUUGGCAUGAUCUAUAAAUUAUUAAAAAUAUGGGUCAAACUCUGAUAUGUUUAGCUAGACCUGAAAGAAAUGUCUUUUUAUCUUUUUUAAAAUUUACAUCAGGCUUAUCCAAUACUGGAGUGUAUCUGGAUAACCAGAUCCUCAAAAAGCGGCUCAGAAAGUUAAUUUUCUAGCUUUUACCCAAUCUCACUGAAGGAUUUAAUUGAUAUUUUUAAUGGAGCUGUGAAUCAAUGCUGCAAAGGAAUUGUCUCUAGAGGUCUAGGAUAUAAUACAUUUCAUUUUUUAAUUUACUUUUUUAUUUGUCAUUUUCUUCAAAGGAUUUUUAUAGGCUGUGGGUUUUCACUGUUUGCAAACAGGCUAUGUUCCUUCUUAAGCAUAUGUAAAGUAUUCAGGGAGAUAAGUAAUUUAUUAAAAUCUACCUAAUUUGCCGUGAUAUAUUAAAUCUCUGCUUCAGUGAUCACAGACCAUUUCAUUUAGAGAAUUAGGCAUUCCCUCUUUGUGUGAUUAAAGCUCUGGAAAAUGAGUUCUUUGCUCCUAUUUGUGAACAUUCAAAGCCUGCUAAUGGCAAGAAGAUGGAAUAGAUUAUGAGACAAUUCAUUACAGUUCAACAGAAAAAAAAAAGGAGCUAUAAUGCAAAAAUGCAAGUAUGAAUAUCUGCAUAUAGUUUGAACCAUCUGUGCUCUAAUGGCUUCAAUAAUGACUCUCAUCUUUAGGAGGCUUUGAAAUGACAUCCGUACAAUAUUAAUUUGUUGAUGUACACUGUGGAACCAGUAGAGUAGGAUACGACCACAGAAAUCUACAAAUUCUGUCUCACCGGGCCUCCCUGUCUGGGACCUACCAUCCCCAAGAAGAAUCUUGCGCUCAUCAGACUCUGCAAAUCUUCCUAACAACUCAUGCCUCUGGAACCUUCUAGAGACCACAAACAUCUGCAGACUAAACCUCUCCAAUCCUAGUAAACAGCCACAUGUUUGUUGUCACUUCAGCUGGCUCUGAGCUCAUCUUUUUGGCCUCUCCUUCUAGCUUUCUUUGGCUUUAUGCAGUUACAGUAUCAUUAAGGCCCAUAAUAUCCCCUGCCGUAAUUUAAAACAGCCGGAUUAUACACUGGGAUUAACUGAGUGGUUUUUGAGACAUUUAUUGUGGUAUGCUCCCAGGAGGUUUGUAUUAUUGUUUUGAAAUGUCACAUCCCAAACUGAAUGUACACUUUCUGAAAGGAGGGGAACCGAGGAGCACUCGUUUCUUGUGAUCUUUCAAUGGGACAGGGGCAUUUUUGUCAGAAAACCUGUGAGAGUUAGUCCACGCUGUGGAAUGUAUACCUCAGAUUAGAAUCGAGAGUGAGCCAUAUGUAUGUUUUCUCUGGGUUCUCCAAGAAUAGAUUAUUAAAGAUUCCUCUUCUCGUUGUAAAACACUCCACAUCAUCUUCUCAGAAUUCACUUUCUAGGCAACCCAAUAGCUACUGACACAUUUUGAGGCCGAGAGGGGCUGUUGAAUGAUUGUUAAAUGGAUGCUUCCAUCGGGGACCAGGACCUGUCCAAGGAGAGAACCUUGUUUUGCCUUGUGUUAACCAGAGUUCAUUGGAAAGUUCACCACCUUUGGGUUCCAGAGCAAGGGUUUUCUCUCAGUGAGCCAAGCCCAAUCCAUUCAGUAGAGCAAGGCAGCAGGGGGCCGGGGGUGGGGGACUGUCAGCAGUGGCCUUGCCGCACAAAUACGCCAGUUAAAGAUAAUGCUUGUGUGAACUCAGAGCUCCUGGUGUAAACGUUUACAGUGCACUCAGCAAUUUUUCAGUCUGUAAUGCUUUUAGUUUGGAAACAUAAAUAGAGAUGUGAUGUGGUAUGUGGGCGAGUGUAUUUUACAUGUAUUUUUGCCUACUGUACUAGAAAUGUCAAAUUCCCAGCCACUGUCAUGAGAAGCAGUUGACAAAAAUAAGUUUUAUGGUUUAUAGUGUGGUUUACGUAGAGAACAUUUCUCUUCACUCUCGGUUUCAACAUGUUUUCUAAAUUAUUAUGGUUUAUUGCCGUUUAACUUAAAUUAGUUUUUUUUAAGAAUAAAUAGGGAAUAUAUUUAAUCAAAUAAAGAACAGUCACAUUGAAAUUCUGCUAUUCCUACCAUUCAUUUGUUACCACAAAGCACAAAUAAUUUCUGUGUGUUAUGAAGAAGUGUGGGCUGAGAAGUGGUCAUGUGAUUUGGGAGGGUUCUGCAUAUGCCCAUGUUCCCACAACAAAACAUAAAUUAUUUUAGUAAUCUGACAUCAAGAGCUGUGACAAUGAGAACCACUUCUUACACAUGUUCUAACAAGAGGCUGAUUAACAUUUUUGUGGAUAUGGAAAAUAACUUUUUUUAGUCAAACUGGCACUAUUGCUGAAUUUAGAAUGAUUUCCUUAUGUACUAGGCAGCAAAUGUGAAUCAUGGCUGUGAACAAAUAGGAGAAUAAAAUUUCAUCUUUGUGUAGUACAAAACAACCAAGCGAGAGCUUUUGGGAUAUAGAAUUAUCAAGUGAUUGACAAUAUCAGGAUGAUAAUUCAUAUCCAACUCUAGGAGUACAUUCUAAUAAGUCACUCAUGCCUGAAGGCCUCUGACUACCUUAACAAAGAAAAACUAAGCCUAUGAUUUAUUACAGAUCGGGCAACAUGCCUAAUUAAGUCCAUGAAUGGGAGCAAACACAGCUUUACAUCCCUUUGUUUGCAACAAAAACAACAUCCAGGGCCCCAGAAAGCUGAAAACAUUUCAAAGCUAUUAGAAAUAAGUAUUUCAAAAACUGAAAAUAGAGAAUCAGAAUUUUUUUUCUCAUCCUAAUAUCUUUUACUUUGCAAAACAGUUUUUCCUUCCCUUUCAAAGUGUCGCUUUAGUGUACCUUACAGCGGGUCAUAGGAAAUGGUGCCCACUCUUACUGUGCCACCCAUCCUUGCCCACAUUGCAUGGACUCCUGUCACUGUCACUGUCAUCCCAUUGUUCAUCGAUUUGCUCGAGCGGGCACCAGUAAUGUCUCCAUUGUGAGACUUGUUGUUACUGUUUUUUGGCAUUUCGAAUACGUCACGGGUAGCUUGCCAGGCUCUGCCGUGCGGGCGGGAUACUCGUAGUAGCUUGCCGAGCUCUCCAAGAGGGACGGAGAAAUCGAACCCGGUCAUCAGCGUGCAAGACAAAUGCCCUACCCGCUGUGCUAUCUCUCCAGUCCAUGGACUCCUGUAUGGAACCAUAUUUCUUCUUCGGUUUUUCUGAAACAAGCACUUGCCCUCUCAGCGCCAGAACGCAAGCACAUGUCUCUACUGAACACGUUUAGGUUUUCCCUCUGCUCUUUAGUCUCUUCCUGUUUCCUUGUUCCAUCUUUCUCUGCAGCAUGGUUAGAUAUGCUUUUAAAUCAAACUCGGCAUUGGAUCUUUCAGUUUCUGUCAUCUGUACUGUUGGCACUUCUGUUCAGCUGAACGUCUCUUCCCCAGCAACUGGGGCAGCCCCCGUGACCUUUCUAAAGUGCCCCUUUGUGUGACGAAGUCUCUUAGUUUGAAACAACAGGGACACUCUCAGUCAACCUGUGUGAAACUCAGGAGAUAACCAGGUGCUUGUGAAGCCUUCCUGCUUGUGCUUUUUUCACAAUGACUUCACCGUAAAAGAUGGAAUUCAGAGUUUCCAGGAAUCUGUUAUAGUGUUAAAGCAUGAAGAGCGAUAGCAUAGCGGGUAGGGCGUUUGCCUUGCAGGAAGCCAACCCAGGUUCGAUUCCUCCGUCCCUCUCGGAAAGCCUGGGAAGCUACCAGAGUAUUCCGCCUGCACGGCAGAGCCUGGCAAGCUCCCCAUGGUGUAUUUGAUGUGCCAAAAACAGUAACAACAAGUCUCACAAUGGAGAUGUUACUGGUGCCCGCUCGAGCAAAUUGAUGAAAAAUGGGACAAUAGUGACAGUGAUUUAUUUAUUAGCAUGUUGUGUUGCCACUGAUUUUUAUUUUCAGUGUGAAUAGGUACUUCAUUGUGAAGUACCUAUUUUUUUAAGUUGAAUCACUGUGAAUUACAAAGUUACAAAAAUAGUUAUGACUAAGUUUCAGGCUCUUAUUGUUCCAACACCAAUCCCGUUACCAGUGCCCACUAUUCUCCACCUGUGUCCCAGUUUCUCUCCCAUCCCAACCCCCAGCCUGCCUCUGUGGCAGGCACUUUCCCCUCCCCCAUUGUCCUAGUGUUCCCUUCCCUAAUGUGACUUUUUUCUUUCCUUUUAAUAUGGAAAAGACAGUUCUACAAACUCUUUACUUCUCUUUUCUUCUCUCUUUUUUUUUAAGUUUGGGGCCACAUCUGGUGGUGCUUAUAAGCUACUCCUGGUUUAGUGCUCAGAGAUCUCCCCCCAGGGUGCUCUGCAGGACCGUGUAGUGCCAGGGAGCAAACCCAGAGCCCUGUUAUGCAAUGCCUGCCCUCAGCCUGGUGCAUUAUUUCCCUGGUUCUACAAACUUUUCUUAAUUUGUAAGUGGGGGAAGUAAGUAUGAGUCAGAUCAGAAGCCCACACUAGGGCGAAACAAGGCAGAAUUCUAGUGGUGAGUGAACAGAAAUAAGAUCAACUGAAAUUCCCCCACCCCCCCCCUUCCAGAAGAAGCCCAUCCUAAGUGUGUGAGUCCGGGAACAGAUCUGAAGACCAGUGGGUCAGCAUGCUGGCCACAGGGCUCGCAAAAGAAAGGGGAUUAGAAAGUGAAUGGAAGCAGAGGGACACUCACUGCAAAGACGCCUCUUCUGAAGAAGGGGCAGUCACUCUUCAAGACAUACGAGCGAGAAGAAAUCACAAGUCCUUCAAACUAUGGACCCCAGAGAAACAGAUGAUAUUAAAUGUGAUGUAGCAAUAUCUCAAAAGUAUUGAGCCCACACGGCAGAGCCUGGCAAGCUACCUGUGGUGUAUUGGAUAUGCCAAAAACAGUAACAAUAAGUCUCUCAAUGAGAGACGUUACUGGUGCCCAUUCGAACAAAUCGAUGAGCAAUGGGAUGACAGUGACAGUGACCCUAGCAAAUGACUUACAUUUACUCAGUGAUGUAUGUCAAUUAUUUCUGUUAUAUUUGGUUACUACAGCUAGAGAAGGGAAAAAAAGUCUUUGUCUGGAUUAUAUAUGAAAGCAUGCACGUUAUAUGCAUGAAAUGUUUGAAAACAAAAUUCCACUAGUUAACUAGAUAGUACCAAAUCACUGCAAAAAAUCUGGGAACAGAAAAGCAUGGGGUGAGGCAAGCAUUGGGGCUGAAUUUCUCAAGGAAUCUGCUAUCUGAAAGCGUGAAAAAGAGGCUGAGGAGCUGUGCCAAGCUUUUGGGGCACUCCUCGGAAAAACCAUGUGCCCUCUGGGAAUAAAUAUUUGGGAUACCCUAGAGAGUAUCCCUACAUCUUUUCCCUUUUUUUUUUUUUUUUUGUUUUGGGGCCAUAACUGACUCAGGGCUAACUCCUGGCUGGGCACUCAGGCUGAAGAGCUCACUCUGUACAGGCUCGGGGGACGUCCCGGGGUGCAGGAAUUGAACCCAGGUUGACCAUAUGCAAAGUAAGUGCCCUAUCUGCUGAACUAUCUCUAGCGCCUCAAUUCCUACCUCUUUCUGUACAGGGUUUGAGAUGUGUACUGUUUGGGGGAGUGGGGUUGGGUUUGGAGACCCACCCCAACAAUGCUCAGGGACUUCUCCAGCUUGGUACCAAGGUAAUUACUCCUAAAGUAAAAUAUAGUUCAAUGAUUCUUAAUACAUUCACAGAGUUAUGCAGCCUUCACCGAAAUAAAAUUUACAUUGUCCUCCCUUGAAAAAGAACUCACGAGCACAGAGCCCUUCCUCUCCAUUCCCAGCGUCUUCAGCCCCAGCCUCAGCUCACCACUACUCUAUUAUGUGGCUUUGUCGAUUUGCCUCUUCUCCACAGCACACCAGUGGAAUCUUACACUCUGUGGUCAUGCAAGUGACAUCGUUGGCAUCACUGAAUGUUCUCAGGGUCCAUCUAUGUUGCAGAAGGCAUCAGUGUCCUAUUCUUAGGGCUGAAGACAGCCACACAUGGUUUCAUGAUGGGACAGCAAUUCUGGGGAACAUAUUUAUCAUUGUGAAAAUAUCAUAGAGCUUAUUUAGACAAAUCUAAUGAUGUAGCCUGCUCCAUAUCCUAGGAUCUGUUUCAGGACUGCAUGGCAACUGCACUUGUAUAUGUGAUGUGUCAUUAGUCAAAUAUCAUUAUGUUGUGCAUGUCUAUACUACCCUUUAUUUAUGAGUUGGUGGGAAUUUGCAUUUUUUCUAUUCCGGGACUCGUAGAAAUAAUGCUAAUAUGAAAUUUUGGUGUCAGCUUUUGUAUGAACAUUUUCAUUACUCUUGAGUAUACACCUUGGGAUGGGAUUUUAAGUUGGAUAAUAACUCUUUUAAUUUUUUUGAGGAAUUGACAUAUUUCCAAAGUGAUUGUAGCAUUCUCCAUUUGUAGAUUUUGAAUUUUGGAGCUAUGUGAUAUUUAUUCAAGAAAAUAAAAUUUAUUUUCAGUUUUUA
Sorex araneus (European shrew) is the source of this 11313-nucleotide messenger RNA. RefSeq names its product RPGRIP1 like (gene RPGRIP1L). Bases 43 to 3855 code for a protein of 1270 amino acids. Gene Ontology annotation, molecular function: thromboxane A2 receptor binding. Gene Ontology annotation, cellular component: photoreceptor connecting cilium. The record is from RefSeq and is a predicted model, not a curated record. NCBI's taxonomy places the organism in Eukaryota, Metazoa, Chordata, Mammalia, Eulipotyphla, Soricidae. The transcript has 26 exons. Gene Ontology annotation, biological process: non-motile cilium assembly; retinal rod cell development.